AUGAAGGGAGUGGUUGUUGACACAAUUAUUUCUUGUCUCCACAAGUAUAGCAUUGCUAUAGAUGAGAAAAUUGCAGUCGUCCAAACCAAUCUGACCAAAACCGUCCGGGCAUCUAUUCAUUCUGAGAUUGUCGAAACCGUUCAAACAUCAAUCAAGUCAAUGAUCGACGAAUCUGUUCAAACCGCAAUCGCUCCUUUACUCGACAUGAUGCAGGCUAUGGCGUCUCAGAUUGAGGAGUUGUCUAAAAUGCAAGCUGAUAAGACUCAAGAGCAGAUUCGCGCUGAUGCCGAAACAGCCAGGAGACUUCAAGAGGAAGACGAGGCUAGGGAACGGUUAAGAAAGGAAAUCGAAGACAAAGAUCAUGAGUUGGCCAAGCAAUGCAACGAGGAAAAAAAGGCCGCUCUACCAGAAUCCACACCGGCUCAAGCCUCUCACUCUAUGAAAACGAGGAAUAAGAACAAACGUAAGACGGUUGCGACCUUGAUGAAGCAGGCGGAACGAAGCGGCUUAGAAGAGAUUCAACCGGUUGGACAACUCGAGAAACUUCUUGAUGAUGAAGAAGAAGAGGAUACUACACGACUCAACCGACGAAAGAAGAAAGCAAUUGAAGUUUCAACCACAGUUCCGAGUUCCGAUCCGAUCGUUGCCCAAUCAUCUCGCCCACCCAGACUAGUAAGCCGUGGCUUCGGGUUCAACAAGCGAACUCCUGGCAUAUCAAGUGUGUUUACCAGAUGGCAAAUUGACGCAGAAAGAAGGGAACGGGAAUGGAAGGCAAGAGAGGAGGAAGAAAGGAAGCAUAAAGAGAAAGAAAAGGGGGGGGGGAUCAUCCAAUCCUUAGCUCAUCUUUCUCUUAUGGACAUUUUACUUAUGCUACUUACUAGCUGUUUUGUUUCAGAACUAAGUUUAUCUCGUUAA
This is a messenger RNA of Impatiens glandulifera, 915 nucleotides long. Its product is annotated as putative golgin subfamily A member 6-like protein 3. The transcript has a single exon. NCBI's taxonomy places the organism in Eukaryota, Viridiplantae, Streptophyta, Magnoliopsida, Ericales, Balsaminaceae. The record is from RefSeq and is a predicted model, not a curated record. The coding region runs from base 1 to 915 and encodes 304 amino acids.